Hyaena hyaena (striped hyena) is the source of this 1003-nucleotide messenger RNA. RefSeq names its product intraflagellar transport 27 (gene IFT27). Gene Ontology annotation, cellular component: Golgi apparatus. The transcript has 6 exons. Gene Ontology annotation, molecular function: GTP binding; GTPase activity. Bases 393 to 893 code for a protein of 166 amino acids. NCBI's taxonomy places the organism in Eukaryota, Metazoa, Chordata, Mammalia, Carnivora, Hyaenidae. The record is from RefSeq and is a predicted model, not a curated record.
GGCGGGGCAGCUUGGCCGUGGUUGCCCGGUGAGCGCGUCUGGCACGGCGCUGGGGCUUGGGGUCUGAUGGCUGCGGCGUCACGCUUUGCGAUCCCGGUUGCCAGGGGCUAGGCUGGGAACGGGAUCCGCGUCGCCACGCUCGCACCUUCCAGGCUGCUUUCUGAGGAUUGGAGCCGGGCCCCAUCUGGCGCUCCUCUGCGCCUCCGCCCGGACCCUCUCGCCCGACAGCCGCCCCCGACCCAGAGGGUCCAGGCCCCAUUGUCCCUGUCCCCACCGCGGUCCCAGGCCUCUUGAGUGUCGGCCGUCUCCCCACGUCCCUUCCCAGGCAGGCACCCCAACGCCUCUAGCAGCCGCUCUUCCCCUGUCUGGUCCGCGGAGGUGGUUUGGUUACCAUGGUGAAGCUGGCGGCCAAAUGCAUCUUGGCAGGAGACCCGGCAGUGGGCAAGACGGCCCUGGCGCAGACCUUCCGCAGCGAUGGAGCCCAUUUCCAGAAGAACUACACCCUGACGACAGGGGUGGAUUUGGUGGUGAAGACGGUGCCGGUCCCCGACACGGGGGACAGCGUGUGGGAGAGUCCCAAUGUCUUGUGUCUCGUCUAUGACGUGACCAACGAGCAGUCCUUCGCCAACUGCAGCAAGUGGCUGGAGAAGGCCCGGUCCCAGGCCCCAGGCACCUCCCUCCCAGGUGUGCUGGUGGGCAACAAGACAGACCUGGCCAGCAGACGGGUGGUGGAUUCGGCGCAGGCCCGGGCGUGGGCCCUGGGCCAAGGCCUGGAAUGUUUUGAAACCUCCGUGAAGGAGAUGGAGAACUACGAAGCUCCCUUCCACUGCCUGGCCAAGCAGUUCCACCACUUGUACCACGAGAAGGUGGAGGUGUUCCGGGCGCUGCUGUGAGAGCCGGGGUGGGCUGUGCCUCACCAGGCGCCGUGCUGCCCGGGGAGCCUCCUCGGGGAUGAGAUCCAAAAUCUCAUGACGGCUUCAAAUAAAAUAAGAUGUAGAAGCAA